CUCGACGUGACAGCCCAAAGAGCCCUAUAUUUCUUGGUCGACCUGAAACAAGCCCAUUCUCCUCGCUGAACUGCAUCUUUGGCCCUCGCCCCGUUGAUACAUAUCCCUGGAAAUGGAACGAUAGCCCCUCAAUUUCUUACGGAGUACAAAGUCCGCCACGUCCACUGUGUCGAGGAACCCCUCCUGCCGACAAUAUGGCAAUGAACAGGAUGAGAAAUGCGUUUGCGCCCCCGCGGAAGGGCGAGACAUUUGAACUCAGGGCCGGCCUGGUAUCACAAUAUGCCUACGAACGGUGAGAACAUUGUCCUCAAUCUACCCAUCCCCAUUCUGAUUCAUCCAAUUUUAGCAAGGAAGCGAUUCAGAAAACCAUCAUGGCGAUGACACUGGGCAAAGAUGUCUCCGCGCUCUUUCCCGACGUUCUGAAGAACAUCGCAACGGCAGACCUCGAUCAGAAGAAGCUGGUCUACUUGUAUCUCAUGAACUACGCCAAAUCACACCCCGACCUCUGUAUUCUCGCCGUCAAUACCUUCGUGCAGGACUCCGAAGACCCCAACCCUUUAAUUCGUGCCCUAGCCAUUCGCACAAUGGGCUGCAUAAGAGUGGACAAGAUGAUUGACUAUAUGGAAGAACCCCUACGCAAGACCUUGAGCGACGAGUCCCCUUAUGUCCGAAAGACUGCGGCGAUAUGCGUCGCGAAACUCUUCGACCUCAAUCCAGCCAUGUGCCUCGAGAACGGCUUCCUCGAAAAACUGCAGGAAAUGAUUGGCGAUCCAAAUCCAAUGGUGGUCGCCAACUCAGUACAAGCGCUGGCAGAAAUCAACGAGUCUGCGCCCGAGACGAACGCCCUCCAAAUCACACCCAAUACCCUGAAAAAACUGCUCAUGGCACUUAACGAAUGUACAGAAUGGGGUCGAGUCACCAUUCUCAGCACUCUGGCGGAUUACAAGGCACAGGAUGUCAAAGAAGCAGAACAUAUCUGUGAAAGAGUGGCCCCUCAAUUUCAACACGUCAAUUCCAGCGUCGUUGUCUCCGCUGUCAAGGCUGUUUUCCUGCAUAUGAGACAACUCCCCUCCGAUACGCAGAAAUCCUAUCUUAAAAAGAUGGCGCCACCCCUGGUAACACUCGUAUCAUCGGCACCAGAAGUCCAAUACGUGGCGCUGCGGAAUAUCGAUCUCUUGCUCCAGAAACAGCCCGACAUACUCAGCAAGGAGAUCCGAGUGUUUUUCUGCAAAUACAACGACCCUCCUUAUGUCAAGUUUCAGAAGCUUGAGAUCAUGGUGCGGAUAGCGAAUGAGGCGAAUGUGGACCAACUACUUGCGGAACUCAAAGAGUAUGCCCUGGAGGUAGACAUGGAUUUCGUACGAAGAGCGGUGAAGGCCAUUGGCCAAGUUGCAAUCAAGAUUGAAAGCGCAAGUGAACGAUGUGUCAACACACUGCUAGACUUGAUCAACACAAAGGUCAACUAUGUGGUACAAGAAGUCAUUGUGGUGAUCAAGGACAUCUUCCGGAAAUACCCUGGCUACGAAGGAAUCAUCCCCACAUUAUGCAAAUGCAUAGAUGAUUUAGACGAGCCGAACGCUAGGGGCUCGUUAAUCUGGAUCGUGGGCGAGUAUGCCGAGAAGAUAAGCAACGCUGGCGACAUUCUGGGUGGCUUUGUCGAUGGCUUUGCAGAAGAAUUCACACAGACACAGCUCCAGAUAUUGACUGCAGUGGUGAAGCUCUUCCUGAAACGACCGCAGGCUGCGCAAGGCCUGGUUCAAAAAGUCCUUCACGCGGCGACCGCCGAGUCUGACAACCCAGAUAUCCGGGAUCGUGCAUACGUCUACUGGCGCCUCCUGUCCAACACAAGCGAUCAAAAUGCGCCCAAAAAUAUUGUCCUGUCUGAGAAACCGCCUAUUACGACGACGAUCCAAUCAUUACCUCCGGCCUUGCUGGAAAGAUUACUUGCGGAAUUGUCAACGUUAGCUUCAGUAUACCACAAACCUCCCGAGCAAUUCGUGGGCCAAGGACGAUUUGGCGCUGAUGCAGUGCAACGAGCUGCGAUUGAGGAGCAAAUGCAGAAUGCAAGAGAAAAUCCCCUUGCCGCGGCUGCUGCAGCGGCGGCUGUGCAAGGCAAAGUACCCGAAGCACAGAACAACGUGGAGAAUCUACUUGAUAUUGAUUUCGACGGUGCUGCACCUGCCUCAGUAUCUGAAAAGCCAGCAAACGGUCUCUCCGGACUCGAAGGCCUUGCCGGAACCCCUCAGAGGGUUGAUUCUCCAGCAGUCGGUCAGGCGCCUGCAGCGAACAACAUGGAUGAUCUUCUUGGUGUAUUUGGCAAUGGAGCAUCUUCAACGUCAAACACUGCGGGAUUUGGUGGCAUGUCCGACAGCGACAUCAUGAAUGGCUUUGCAUCAAUGGAUUUAUCGGGGUCCCAGCCACCACCACCAAAACAACAACUUGACAAUGCUACAGGGAAGAAGACAAAUGAGGAUUUGCUAUCGCUCUUUUAAUCCGAGGUCCGUGUAGCGCGGAACUUGUGAUCAAAAGUACCAUAACCCAAACCCGUCAGCAAGCGAAUUCUAUGAUUCUGGUAUCCAUCAGAAGAUGUCACAAAGGACUUGAUUUCGUAAUGCUGGAAUGUAGUAUCCACAAUCUAUAUUUAUGCUAUGGCAAUGAUCGACAUGCCUCUCUAAAAAUAUGACAAAGGACCCUCACUGUCAUGAUUCGGACAUGAUGGUGUUUUAUGAUCUUCUUGGAAAUGAGUAAAAGUCACGCUUUCGCUUCAUUUGUGAUCAUACAAAGAGAAUAGCAGCGGCAUUGAUAGGUGUCUGUCCUCAAUACUGCGCAAAGGUAUUAAAGGUAUUAGAGAACAUUUGCCAGGUCUAAUAAAUUGACCGACAAGGUCUAUUCAGUUACGAGUUA
Messenger RNA from Exophiala oligosperma, 2904 nucleotides. RefSeq lists its product as hypothetical. Gene Ontology annotation, molecular function: clathrin binding. Gene Ontology annotation, cellular component: membrane coat. The record is from RefSeq and is a predicted model, not a curated record. Gene Ontology annotation, biological process: vesicle-mediated transport; intracellular protein transport. Lineage: Eukaryota; Fungi; Ascomycota; Eurotiomycetes; Chaetothyriales; Herpotrichiellaceae. The transcript is spliced from 3 exons. The coding region runs from base 372 to 2492 and encodes 706 amino acids.